Messenger RNA from Etheostoma cragini (Arkansas darter), 2356 nucleotides. RefSeq names its product poly(A) binding protein, cytoplasmic 4 (inducible form) (gene pabpc4). The record is from RefSeq and is a predicted model, not a curated record. The transcript has 17 exons. Gene Ontology annotation, molecular function: RNA binding. Bases 76 to 1968 code for a protein of 630 amino acids. NCBI's taxonomy places the organism in Eukaryota, Metazoa, Chordata, Actinopteri, Perciformes, Percidae. Gene Ontology annotation, cellular component: ribonucleoprotein complex.
CGGCCAUUUUAAUUUUUUACAUUUUCUGGUGUUGAAGGAUAGCCUUUCAUUCGUUUCUAUUGCGAAGUCCGAGAUAUGAACACAGCGACGGCUGGGAGUUAUCCGAUGGCUUCUCUCUACGUUGGCGACCUGCACCCCGAUAUCACGGAGGCUAUGCUGUAUGAGAAAUUCAGCCCAGCCGGACCUGUGCUCUCUAUUCGGGUAUGCCGAGACAUGAUCACCCGGCGGUCCCUCGGAUACGCUUAUGUCAACUUCUCUCAACCUGCUGACGCUGAGAGAGCUCUGGACACCAUGAACUUUGACGUGGUAAAAGGAAAGCCAAUCCGAAUCAUGUGGUCCCAAAGAGACCCCUCCCUCAGGAAGUCUGGAGUGGGCAAUGUGUUCAUCAAGAACCUUGACAAGUCCAUUGACAACAAAGCCCUGUACGACACAUUCUCUGCCUUUGGCAACAUCCUUUCCUGCAAGGUGGUCUGUGACGAAAAUGGCUCCAAGGGAUACGCUUUUGUUCACUUUGAGACCCAGGAUGCUGCUGAUCGUGCCAUCGAGAAGAUGAACGGCAUGCUUCUGAAUGACCGCAAGGUGUUUGUGGGUCGUUUCAAAUCUCGCAAGGAACGGGAGGCUGAACUUGGUGCCAAAGCCAAGGAGUUUACCAAUGUCUACAUCAAGAACUUUGGGGAUGAUAUGGAUGAUGAGCAGCUGAAGGAGGUUUUCGACAAAUACGGUAAAACACUCAGUGUGAAGGUGAUGAAAGACCCCACUGGCAAAUCCAGAGGCUUUGGGUUUGUUAGUUAUGAGAAACAUGAGGAUGCUAACAAGGCUGUCGAAGAGGUAAAUGGCACCGAACUUAACGGCAAGACUGUGUUUGUGGGCCGGGCCCAGAAGAAGAUGGAGCGGCAGGCGGAGCUGAAGAGGAAGUUUGAGCUUCUGAAACAAGAGAGGAUCAGUCGUUAUCAGGGUGUUAAUCUUUAUAUUAAAAACCUGGAUGACACCAUAGAUGAUGAGAAACUGCGUAAGGAGUUCACUCCAUUCGGGUCUAUUACAAGUGCAAAGGUGAUGCUAGAGGAGGGUCGCUCCAAGGGCUUCGGCUUUGUCUGCUUCUCCUCCCCCGAAGAAGCCACCAAGGCCGUGACUGAGAUGAACGGACGCAUUGUUGGCUCCAAACCCCUCUAUGUGGCUCUCGCUCAGCGCAAAGAAGAGCGCAAAGCCCACCUCACCAACCAGUACAUGCAGCGUAUCGCUGGCAUGAGGGCUAUGCCGGCUAACGCCAUCAUUAAUCAGUUCCAGCCCACCAGUGGCUACUUCAUGCCAGCUGUGCCACAGGCCCAGAAUAGAACUACAUACUAUGCACCCAAUCAGAUGGCCCAAAUACGACCCAACCCCCGAUGGCAGCAACAAGGUGGCAGAGGUCAAGGUGGUUUCCAAGGGAUUCCCAACUCGCUGCGUCAGCCCGGACCACGCGCCAACCUGAGACACAUGAGUCCUAGUGGCAGCACACAGGGCCCACGAGCAUCUGGCCAGGCCAUGGCUCCUCGACCCUCAAUGGGAGUCUCCGGCCCCCGUGCCAUGCCGCCUUACAAAUACGCCACUGGUGUGCGUAACCCCAACACCCAGGUGGUGCAACCUAUUGCCUUGCAGCAGGUUCAGCCAGCUGUGCACGUUCAGGGUCAGGAGCCGCUCACGGCCUCCAUGCUGGCUGCUGCGCCCCCUCAGGAACAGAAACAGAUGCUAGGCGAGCGUCUUUUCCCACUGAUUCAGUCCAUGCAUGCCAACCUGGCAGGAAAGAUCACUGGCAUGCUGCUGGAGAUUGACAAUUCUGAACUGCUGCAUAUGCUGGAGUCUCAAGAAUCUCUACGCUCAAAGGUGGAAGAAGCCGUUGCUGUGCUACAAGCCCACCAGGCAAAGAAAGAUGCCACGCAGAAAGUGGGAAGCAUGGCUACUACUGCUGCUGCUGCCGCUGCCCCAUCCUGAAGACUGUGCUGUUUUGAAUUUGGCACUGAGCAGAGAUGGGGAGUGACGCACUACACUGACUGCAAACACCUGACUCCUCUGAAGAAUUAUGCAAAAAUUAAGAAAAAAAAUGAAAAUAUACUUGAACAUUUAAAAAAAAAAUUACAGUUCAUAAUUUUUUUGUUCUGUAAAACUUUUAAACCUCAUACCAAAAUCAAUGAUGCAAAUGAAUGUUGAAUGAUGGCCCUUCAUUUUGUGGCAAAGGAGAGAAACCUUUUUCAAAAAGGAAAAUAAGCCUUCUUCUUUUUCUUUGCUUGGAGGUUUUGAUUUGAAAUGAUGGACUCCUCCAUCCUAUCAUUUUAUCAUGGAUGUGUGGUAUUCUCAAUAAAGGGAUGAUAUAUCAAGUUGA